UAUGAGCAGAGAGGUUUUUGCUGACAGUACGGGUAGAGAUAGGUGAGGUAGAGCAGGCUGGUAGCAGAUAAGAGCGCGCACACAGCCCAAGGUGCGAGGCCAUCGCUGCACCGGAGCCGGUGCCGAACGGCUUCGGGAGCAAACACCGGCGGGGACACGGCGGGUACCGGGCAGCGAGGGCAGGACGGGGUGUUCCCGUACCCGCAGGCGUCUCCGGGGCUGGGUGUCACCGCAGCCCAUCGCUACAGCCCCAGAGACGCUCCCGGGGGCUCCUGCGGUGUCCCGGGCGAGCGGGCAGGGCUGGGGCAGCCUCCCCGCGCACCAACGCUUGGCACCGGCACGGCACCACAAACUGCCGGCGGCAGAACACACCCCGAGCCCUCCGGCAGCCGGUGACACGCGGGGACACGGGACAGGGCGAAGCUACAGCGAGAGGCAUCGCCAGCGCCCAGGACACCGCCUGCCCGGCAGCCGUGCUCUACAGCGGGCUUGGGCGAGUCCGUGUCCCGGGCCAGAGCAGCGCUGCCCUCCGCGGUGCCGGGCUGGGGAGGAGCAGCCUCCCUCCGCUCCGCUCGACUCAGUUCGGUUCGGCCCGGCCCAGCCCAGCUCCGCCCGUCGGGGCCGCGCUGCUGACUCAGCCGCGGGGGGGCCCGGAGGGCGCCCCGGCCCCGCGGGCGUGGCGGGCGGGGGGGCUGCCCUCCGCCCUCCGGGGAGAUAAAGAGCGGCGGCCGCAGCCCGCCCGCGUCUCUCGGCGCCGCCGGCAGCAUGACGGCCAUCGGGGCGCAGGUGCAGCAGCUGCUGGCACACCGGAGACCACAGAAAUCCUUCUUUGAGACGCUCAUCAGGAGCCUGAUCAUCCUGUGCGUGGCGAUAGCCGUGGUCUUGUCGUCCAUCUCCAUCUGCGAUGGCCGCUGGCUCUUUGCGAGGGGGCAGCUCUUCGGACUGUGGCACUUCUGCACCGUUAGCAACGACAGCGUCCUGAAGUGUGUCACAGACCUCAGCCUGGCCCAGGUGGAGGGGCUGAGCGUGGGGGUGAUUCCCAUCAGGAGCAUGGUGUCCUUUGCUGUUGUGGUUGCCAUAUUUGGGUUGGAGCUGCUGAUGGUGUCCCAAGUCUGCGAUGAUGCCAGUGCAAGGCGGAAAUGGGCAAUGGGUUCUGUUCUCAUCCUCGUCUCUUUUUUGCUGUCAGCCACUGGUGUUCUGAGCUUCUCCAUCCUGGUGAAGGAUCACCUCACCUUCACAGGCUUCACGCUGACAUACUGGUGUGAGUUCAUUGCUGCCUUUCUCUUCUUCCUUAACGGAAUCAGUGGACUUCACAUCAACAGCCUCACACACCUCAGGAAUGGGGUCGGCAAAAUCUAGGCUCAAAGGAUGUACCUCUGCCUUUGUGUAAUCAGCUUUGCCAAUUAGACUGGAAGAAAGAGAGUCUAAUGAAGUUUGAAAAGGCUGCCCUGUCUUAAUUUGUGUGCAAGGAGGAGAAGCAUGAGUCAGUCUUGAUGCCUAUAGAAGAUGUACCCACCCACUGGCCAGCAUGGAGAGCUGAGCAACACCAGCCAAGCAGUGACUGGGACUGACUGCUACUGCAAUAUGGUUUUCUGGAGGAGUGGAUUAAAGCAGAGGGUGUACUGCUAAACGUGCAGAGAUUUGGAAGACUGCAGUCUAUCCCACAUGUUGAGCUGAGGCUUGCACAACACCGGUACUGCUGUGGAUUUGGUGUUGCUGUGCUUUUCCCCAUAUUCUGGAGCCUGUGAAGAGUGUGAUACAGCUUUGGUGUGUCUCAUGGGUUUGUUCUGGCCCAGGGACAGAUGAUUUCUGCCUGGCCAUGUUCACUGGUGUGGAGUAUUGAAACUCUUCACUGGAUCUUACUCCUUCAUUUUUCUUUCAAAAGAGAAGGCACACAGAACUUGAUCUGGUCACAGGUUUUGUUUCCUUUGGGCACGUUCCCUUUAUCUGUUCUUUUCUUGGUCAGUUUUUUGGGAACACUUCAAACAGAGGUGCUGACCUGGGGCCAGGGGUAGGUGUUGGGUGAUGCAGGUGUAGAGGGAAGGGAUGUGAUGCUUUCCUCAGGCAGUAGUGCACAUUGUUUGUGGUAUACAGGUGUUUGUGGCCUCUCCCCAGUGUCACCACUCUCCUGCCACCCCUGAAAGACACGUGCCAACUGGUCAACCAAACUGGCUCUCUAACAACCCUUGCACAGUUUACGGUAACAGGGCAUUGCUCUAGAGUUUUUUUUCUUUUUUUUUUUUUUUUUUUUUUUUUUUUUUUCUUUUUUUUUCUUUUUUGGUGGCAAGAGGGUGAAGCUCUGCAGAGGCUUCAUGGGCUGUUGUGGCUGGGCAGACCAUGCAGAGACCACCACAGCUUCUGGAAUGUGUUUUGGUUAUCACGGUUUCCACUGGGGCAGUGCUUAUGCUGUAGCUGAAUCACCUGUAGCAUUUCUUAAGGGAGGAGAAAGUCCUAGAUCCUCCUGUCCAGAUCAGGUCCUUUCCUUCCACUAACAGUGAGCCUGGGAGGAGAAGCAGCCUGUGAUUGCCUAAGGAGGGGCUGAUGGGUGCAGCUCUAAUCUGUCACCACUUGUAGAAAUGUUGGGAGACCUGAGAGGCCAAAAUUAAUAUACUAAGGCUGAGCUUCCUCCUGCCAAUAUCUGAGUCAAGAUCUCUAAAAUUACUACAGCUUUUGAAGUUCUCCACAGUGUCUUAUGUAAAAGGAGAGAAGACUUCAUUUGUAGAAUAGAUUGCCCUACAUGUGUUCUCCCUGUCCAACACACAGCACUCAGUUGCUCACAGUUAAAAAUGUCUUCAGAGUAUUUCAGGGUUUCUGGUUUACUGUUUGCUUUUAUCCACUGGUAAAGCUGCUUAUAUCCUUGUUUCAGAACGAAUGUUUCUGCAUGUUUCAUCCCUGUACCUAGUCUGUUGAGCAAGGUUUUAGUUUCCUGUGCAACAAGUUUGACACAGUUUUUCACCUGAAACAAAUGCAUCAUAGCACAGAGGUCAAAAAGCUUGUGUAUGUGAGCCAUGAGUAAACAGCUUUGUCUUGGAAAGCUAAGAAUCUUAAGCUGA
This is a messenger RNA of Vidua chalybeata, 3053 nucleotides long. RefSeq names its product transmembrane protein 37 (gene TMEM37). Lineage: Eukaryota; Metazoa; Chordata; Aves; Passeriformes; Viduidae. Gene Ontology annotation, molecular function: calcium channel activity; voltage-gated monoatomic ion channel activity. The record is from RefSeq and is a predicted model, not a curated record. Gene Ontology annotation, cellular component: membrane. The transcript has 2 exons. The coding region runs from base 766 to 1359 and encodes 197 amino acids.